This is a messenger RNA of Protopolystoma xenopodis, 912 nucleotides long. The record is from the annotation of a GenBank genome assembly. NCBI's taxonomy places the organism in Eukaryota, Metazoa, Platyhelminthes, Monogenea, Polystomatidea, Polystomatidae.
AUGAUUACGUCGCCCGCGAUCUCGGAAGGGGUGAAAAGGCUCCCGCCCUUCAUAUCGUCACUGCCAAAUCCACCGGACAAACUGGUCUUGUUCACCAACUCUUCCAUUUCAAGGGACCAAGGACCUUUGGCCAAUUCCAAAAAAUGCCAUUUUCACGGACAUCAUCGAAUAGCAAGAAUGCCGAGUAGUGAAUCUUCUGAAGUGGGCGGUAGACCAACUUCGGAAGCCUACCAGUUGCUAGGGCCGAAUGAGGGAUUCAAGCCGAUGCUGAGUGGUACACGCGAAGAAAAGACUCAGAUUAACGGGAAGCCCAUUCAAUCACGCACAUCGUCUCAUCACUUGCAAGUGCCUAAGUUACCGCGAGUCCAGCCACAAAGGCACCGUCAACGACAGGUUCACUGGUUGGAUCGGGCCCUGGAUUCAGCCCAAACCAUCGUAGCCGAGCGAGUCGAGUCGGUCGAGAGAUCCUGCAACAGUACAAGCAGAAUCGGAAGACAAACAGCACCCGUUGGCAUGCAAUCUGAUAGCAACCACAAUGCAGAGUGCGAUCCUGACGAGAUCUCAAGCUAUGAUUGGCCCAAAGGCUCAUUGGGACUCGCAUAUUCAAUAUCUCCGUUUGAAGCACCGCCUCUUCACCAGCCCAGGCAACAAUUCAAUUGUCGCGAAUUGAAACCUCUCAACUUGCUGCUAGUGCUGGGCGAUGAAGGGCCGCGACAGCAACGUCAGGCAGAUGCGCCUGCCUUGAUGCCGCCCCAGACAAACGACGCACCAAUCCGCUUCUCAAUCUGUGGACUGCGUCAGUGGAGCGAUGGUCCGCCGAAGAUGGCACAAGACUGUCUCCGUUUGCGUGAUCCGGUGGGAAAGGUGGGCAGAGCUGGGCUACCUUUCAACCAAAGCUCCGGAAUAGCUUGA